This is a messenger RNA of Lepisosteus oculatus (spotted gar), 3205 nucleotides long. RefSeq names its product RAP2C, member of RAS oncogene family (gene rap2c). Gene Ontology annotation, molecular function: GTP binding; GDP binding; GTPase activity. Gene Ontology annotation, cellular component: plasma membrane. Gene Ontology annotation, biological process: Rap protein signal transduction; negative regulation of cell migration. The record is from RefSeq and is a predicted model, not a curated record. Lineage: Eukaryota; Metazoa; Chordata; Actinopteri; Semionotiformes; Lepisosteidae.
CGCCCGCUGCUUCCGGUUUCAGGCCUGGCGAGCGUCUUAGCUGCUGCGGCGAGAGAGAGAGAGAAAUAGAGGGGAGGGAGUUUCAGUUUCAUCGCAAACGGAGAACAAGGAGGAGGGCAGCAAUGAUCUGAAAUUAAACCUUUUAAAUGAGGAAAACUACACAUCCGCUCAGGCGGAAGAGGGAGGGCCGAGCUUCAAGCCAGCCGUCGUUGAGAGCCGACUGCUUCGAAAACCGGUAGCACAAAAUUUUCAGCCCUCGUCUUUUUUUUUUUUUAAAGCCCUGCUACAUUUUCUUAAUUCGGAAUCAACCGGCGUUUCAAACAUAUAAAGAGGGGGCCGGAUAGCAUUAGUUUUUAUUUCUUUAUUGGCACGUACGUCUGUGAACCGGACAGGAUACCAAAAAAAAAAAGAAUUUCUUGCCCUCUGCCUUUUACAGAUUGGGACAGGAAACGUGACUUAAAGGGAGCUGAAAAUAUAUGCGGUGUAUUUUAUAUUUCCUGCUCGGCAAUCUCGUAGCUGUUUAUCCUGGUCCGAUUUCUUUCAUUUCUCGGCAAGGAAUCGCGAUUUUAAGGGAUAUUUUCCGCCUGCUUCUCGCGGUAGCGGGAGGUUAAGCCCCACUGCGGUAGAAAAUCGCUGAGCAGCGAAGACUGUGCAAAGGCUUGCUGCUCCUGACAGUAUAUAUAUAUAAUUAUUAGAAUCAGGUGAAUCUUAGCACUUUACUUUGUUUUUCUAGCAGUCGAUCUAUGCUUUGCUAUGGUCUAAUACGCUAGAGAACCCGGGACAGCAGUUUCCCUGCGGGCUGUGUACUCUUGCACUUUUUUUUUCCCGCUGGAGAAUUUUUACUAAUUUUUUUUUUUGAAAAAAUGAAAACCACCUGUUCCCUUUCGGGCUCUGUUCACCAUUCGAAAAGGGCGUUAGACGCUUUCUGUGGGGGCGUUUUUUAAGCGGUUUUUAAGUUUGUUUUUCGGGCUGCCUCUUGUGCGACUUCGCGCUGGUCAGGAACAGAAUGAAGGGGUGUAGGACUGGCACGGUGUAGGCGUUGGGUGUCUCUUCUCGAAAUUUAUUUUUAUUUUCAAAUGUGCGUCUACACACCCGGACCCGCUUGAAGGAGAGAGCAGCCUUUUUCCCCCUCGGUCUCUCUCUCUCUCGCGCGUGUGUGUGUGUACAUCUAUUUUUUUAAUUUUAUGUUUUUGGCUGGAGGGAUAGCUAACUCUCACUCGCACCCCAAUGAGGGAGUACAAGGUGGUCGUGCUGGGCAGCGGGGGCGUCGGCAAGUCGGCUCUGACCGUGCAGUUUGUCACCGGGACUUUCAUUGAGAAGUACGACCCCACCAUCGAGGACUUCUACCGGAAAGAGAUCGAGGUGGACUCUUCGCCUUCGGUGCUGGAGAUACUGGACACGGCCGGAACCGAGCAGUUCGCCUCCAUGCGGGAUCUCUAUAUCAAAAACGGUCAAGGAUUCAUUUUGGUCUACAGCCUGGUAAACCAGCAGUCAUUCCAGGACAUCAAGCCCAUGCGGGACCAGAUCGUGCGGGUGAAGCGCUACGAGAAGGUGCCGCUGAUCCUGGUGGGCAACAAGGUGGACCUGGAGUCGGAGCGCGAGGUGUCGGGGGCGGACGGCCGCGCGCUGGCGCAGGAGUGGGGCUGCCCCUUCAUGGAGACCUCGGCCAAGAGCAAGACCAUGGUGGACGAGCUGUUCGCCGAGAUCGUGCGGCAGAUGAACUACGCCUCGCUGCCCGAGAAGCAGGACCAGUGCUGCACCACCUGUGCCAUCCAGUGAGGGCGGCGCCGAGCGAGCCGUGUCUGGGGCCGGCGCUGAAGCAGGAAAAAAACAAAACACGCUGGAGGACGCCGCGCCCACCCAUUGCAUUGACGACCUUGACCAGCUCACGGGCCGCUGAGCUGAGCCUUGUACCUUGACCUCUGACCUCUGCACCAGGGGAGGCCAGCUCCCCCGUGCUUACUGACAAAACAAGCCUGUCAGGUUGGCCGCCAGGCUCCUGGGCCCAGACUCAGACUCCAGAGCACACCUGCUGUCUUCGUACGUGUGACAUAAACCGUGUAAUAGCAUAUACACUAGUUUAAAAUGAUGCUUUGGGGUGGGUAUUGCGAAUUUGUAAUUGAGGUGUGGGGAGGGGGUGUCAUUUGCUCAGGACGUUUCAAUAUGUCAACCAUCCUGGAAGGUGCUCAGUCAGUAUCUCCAUUCUUUUUAUUAUUAUUUUUUUCUUUUGCUAAAGGUAAUAUCUUCCAUGGUCGAUGAUAAUGGCUAUUAUGCAAGACUAGUUGCCCCCUUUUUAAUUUUUUUAUCUCAUUUGUUAAUGCUUUCCCUCCCCCCCCCCCUCCUAAAAUAUUUAUUAAAUUCUUAAAUUCAGUAUUAGAUACUCAUUGCCUUUUUAAUUUUGCUUUGUGAAUAUAUAUAUAUAUUGUUUUAAUGGAAAGUUAAUUGAGCCUUAAAGAAUUGUUACAGACUUUAUCUGUGUAUUUUUACUGUGUCAGUGCUGCUUUGUUUUGAUUGCUAACAAUCAACCUCUUCUUCGUUGUUGGCUGGGCUCUGCUGUUUCUUUCUGUACACCAGGGCAUUCCAAAACGGCAUGAUCCAGAUCGGAUUUACUCUUGGCAGCCAGGAAUGACGGGAUACCGUGUUGAGCUCUGUUGGGAAUGAAAGCCUUUUCUCAUUGAAGUCGACAGAGGAUAUUGCCGUGAUUCUGGCAAGUUGUUGUUUGGAGAGGGUUAGAGACGAUCCGAGGUAACUUUGCAGGUUAAAUUUUUACGGAAUGUAGAGGGGGGGAAAUGAAGGUUAGUAUAAGUUUCCCAGUGCAUGCCCACUUUAAUCCGAUUCUGUUAAAACUGCAGUGUUAAAUUUUUGAACAGUCUCUCCAUCGGGUAGAGACAGAAUUUCUCGACACAUUCCGAACACAGUUGAAACGCUUCUCGAGGCUCAUGUAAAAACCUGCGUUCUGCUGAGAUCGCCCCCUAGUGUUUUGGCAGCCCAUGCGCAGCCUUGUGCGCCGGUGAAUGUGGAGGUGGUGGGAGACUUUUACUGGCUCUGCACUAAAGCCAGUCUGGAUCAUGCCUGGAGUUGCUGCCUCUGGAAAAGUGAACCAGCUGAGACCGUGUUGUGUGUCUGCUGGCUACUUUUGGUCAGGUCUUGUAGAUUACUAGUUAGGUUAGUGUAAAGUUUCUAAUAAAAUUUAAUUUUAUAGCCA